AUGCCGGUAGCCGGCCGGAGCCAGGAUGGAGACAGAACCGUAUCGAAGGGUCCUAAGCAUCUGGACCUGGCAACCUGCAGGGAUACAGAGGAAGCUCGACCUCGGCGCAGGAGUGGACGCCACGAGGAUACUGAAAUCAGUGGCCAGAUCAGGCUGGUGGGUGGCUCUCAUCAGUGUGAAGGUAGAGUGGAGGUGUAUCACUCUUCACAGUGGGGAACUGUGUGUGAUGAGUCCUGGGGCAUAAAUGAUGCUGCAGUGGUGUGCAGACAUCUGGGGUGUGGCAGUGCAAUCAGUGCCCCAGGAGAAGCCUCUUAUGGUCAGGGGAGCGGGAAGAUUUGGAUGAAUGGUGUCAGCUGCUCAGGUAGUGAGAGGUCUCUGACAAGCUGCUCAUACAAAAGCAGCUAUAACUGUGGACAUGAUAAAGAUGCAGGAGUCAGGUGUAACCUUCCAUGUGAGUGGAUGUAUUUCAUCUUUUUUUGUAAAUAACAUUUAAAUUAGGAGGAAAAUAUGUUUAUGAAUACAAGCCUUAUGUGUCCCUCUGCUGUCCAGAUUAGGCUGGUGGGUGGCUCUCAUCGGUGUGCAGGUAGAGUGGAAGUGUAUUUCUCUGGGCAGUGGGGAACUGUGUGUGAUGAUGGCUGGGACAUAAAGGAUGCUGCAGUGGUGUGCAGACAGCUGGGGUGUGGCAGUGCAAUCAGUGCCCCAGGAGGAGCCUCUUAUGGUCAGGGGAGCGGGAAGAUUUGGAUAAGUCAAGUUCGCUGCUCAGGUAGUGAGGUGUCAAGCUGCUCAUACAACAUCAAACAUUACUGUCACCAUGGUCAAGAUGCCGGGGUCAGCUGUAACCUUCCAGCCAAUUUCACUGGGUGA
Engraulis encrasicolus (European anchovy) is the source of this 864-nucleotide messenger RNA. Its product is annotated as deleted in malignant brain tumors 1 protein-like. The record is from RefSeq and is a predicted model, not a curated record. Gene Ontology annotation, biological process: zymogen activation. Gene Ontology annotation, cellular component: plasma membrane. Gene Ontology annotation, molecular function: serine-type endopeptidase activity. Lineage: Eukaryota; Metazoa; Chordata; Actinopteri; Clupeiformes; Engraulidae. The transcript has 4 exons.